AUGGCUGCAGAGAUGCAGGCCGCCGCUGACCGCCGCCGCCUGGUCCCCACCAUCUUGUUUCCAUCGUCUUGGCGAGACUUCGGCCUGCUGGAGGAUGUGAGGAGGAUGAAAACAAGGCCAGAUGGUUUUUGAUUGAUUUAGUCUGAGUCAGAGAGGAAACACUGACUUCCACUUCUGCCUUUGUUUUUUCUCACACUGACUGACUCCCAGCCAAACGCCGCCACGAGCGGAGCGUCUGAAGGCCGGUUUCUGAGACCUGAACAGGAGGGACUCUGCUGACUCAGAACCUCAGGACCUUCAGCUCCAUCCUGGAGGUCCAAAGGUGGAGAAGCUUCACUUUCCAGACUCCCCUCCAGCUCUGAACUCGUUUGUUUUCUUCAUACCUUUAAAUCUUUGGCCGACGAAGACCAACGCUCUGAAAUGACCUCAACGUGUUCCAGCGUGAGAAAGAGGCUGACAAACGUUCAAACCGAGCCAACGAAGAAAUCACAUUAACGACCAAGUCCAAAACAAACACGGCUCAUUACAGGGACCGGCGCCGAGAGCAGCAGCUGGGCGCCACCUUCGCCUCAGAGUCACGACCCGCCCUGUUUUUGUCACACCUCGACCGGGCCGGCGUGGGACCAAAGAGUCCGACUGGUCCGGGUCUUUGA
Xyrichtys novacula (pearly razorfish) is the source of this 653-nucleotide messenger RNA. The record is from the annotation of a GenBank genome assembly. Lineage: Eukaryota; Metazoa; Chordata; Actinopteri; Labriformes; Labridae.